Molecule: messenger RNA, 663 nt
Organism: Cornus florida
Lineage: Eukaryota; Viridiplantae; Streptophyta; Magnoliopsida; Cornales; Cornaceae
Product: 1-aminocyclopropane-1-carboxylate oxidase homolog 5-like
Exons: 2
Coding region: 1-663 (220 amino acids)
Source: RefSeq, a predicted model, not a curated record
AUGGAAGUCAUGCCUAACACUGCAGAAGUUGCCGCCACUAACCAGCCAGAAUAUGAUAGAGCAAAAGAAGUGAAGGAGUUCGAUGAAACAAAAGCUGGAGUUAAAGGACUCAUGGAUUCUGGUGUAGUCAAGAUCCCCAGAAUGUUCAUCCAUCCACCGGAAAACCUUGGAAAGGCAUCACUGGAUACGAGUGGCAUUCACCUUCAAGUUCCUUUGAUAGAUCUCAAAGACUUACAUAGUGGCCGGAUGGAGAUUGUCAAUGAAAUUGGUAAAGCAGCAGAAACAUGGGGCUUCUUUCAAAUGGUCAAUCAUGGAAUCCCACUUGUCAUGAAAGAGAUGAUAGAAGGUGUGCGCCGAUUCCAUGAGCAACCUAAUGAGCUGAAAACGAAGUGGUACUCAAGUGACUCUAAGCAAAGAGUAAGGUAUUACUGUAACGGUGAUCUUCACAUAUCAAAAGCAGCAAAUUGGAGGGACUCUAUAGCUUGUAAGUUCGAUGACUGUGUGCUGGAAUCUGAUGCAUUACCUCUAGUUUGCUUCGGAGGGGGUUUCGGGCCACUUAAAGUCAGAUUCCGGAGCUGGGCUUUUGCAACAGUAGAAUCUCCUCAUCGACGGCUACGUUCGCACCGAACAGUUUUCCGUUCCGCCGCUGUUGACUGGCAUUGA